Messenger RNA from Babesia bovis T2Bo, 865 nucleotides. Its product is annotated as putative Diphthine--ammonia ligase. Gene Ontology annotation, biological process: protein histidyl modification to diphthamide. The transcript has 5 exons. Gene Ontology annotation, molecular function: diphthine-ammonia ligase activity. The coding region runs from base 114 to 863 and encodes 249 amino acids. The record is from RefSeq and is a predicted model, not a curated record. NCBI's taxonomy places the organism in Eukaryota, Apicomplexa, Aconoidasida, Piroplasmida, Babesiidae.
ACGGAAUCUUCUUUGAGUUAGUGGUACAACGUCAGUACAUAUACCGCUUAAUGUAGUAUUAUCUCGCGAGUAUAGGUUCUAGUUCAAAACGCAGAUUCACUUAAACAGAGCAAAUGAAGUUGAUAUCGCUCAUAUCAGGAGGCAAAGAUAGCAUCUACAGUAUCGUACUUGCCCAAAAUCAGGGACAUGAAGUAAUUAUGCUUGGACAUUUAGCACCAAAGCAUAAUGAAAAUGAAUUAGACAGUUUCAUGUACCAAACUAUAGGGCAUAACAUAGUUCCUGCAAUAGCACAGUGCCUAGAUAUACCAUUAAUUGAACGACGAAUAAUAGGAACACCAGUAGUUACAGAUUCACUGGAUUAUGUACCAAAAGAAGAAGAUGAAGUAGAAGAUUUAUAUAAACUUGUUUCAGAAGCAUUGGAAACUAGGAACGAUAUAGAAGGGAUAUUAACAGGAGCUAUCGCAUCGCAGUAUCAACUACAGAGAGUAGCCAACGUGGCAAAAAGACUUGGGCUCAAAACAGUAGAGCCACUUUGGGGACGUGAACAAACCGAACUGUUGCAAGAGAUGAUACAGAACAAUAUGGAUGCCAUUGUCAUUAAAACAUGCUCAAUGGGACUUAACAGAGAACAUCUAGGGAAAAGUAUUAAAGAGCUUUAUCCAGAAUUUAUACGCAUUAGAGAUAAAUAUGGAUUCAAUGUAUGCGGAGAAGGAGGAGAGUUCGAAAGCCUGGUACUCGACUGCCCAGCAUAUAAAACUAAAAUCGCAAUCACCGAAUAUGAAUGUAUAGUACAUUCAGAUGAUCCAUUCGCACCGACACUGCUAUACGUUCCACUAAAGUGGGAGAUUGUCCCAAAACAUUAGUA